GAUUUCUUAAAUGGUUACUUCUUGACCAAUGCCGAGCGUAUCCGGAACGACCCCGACCAUGUUGUUCUGCAUGUUCCAAAGGAUGGGCCCCUUUCAGCUGAGAUGGUGGAGCAGCAUUGGCGCCUGGCUUUGGAAUUCUUCGCUUCAUCGCCUGGCUGCGUUGUCCCGAAUCUCAAGGUGGUGCAGGAGUCACUGAUUUGCUGUGCAAAGAGGUAUGGAAUCUUUGUCAAGGCCAAGGGCUAUGGUCGCACGUUGAAGGAUUGGGCUCGGCAUGAGGCUCCGCACAUCCGAACCCUCUUGACGCACACCUUGACUCUGUGCACCCGCAGCAAAUCAUCCCGCUCGCCUCAGAUCCGCAUGCUGAAGGAGAUGUUGCAUAUGCUCCUGGCCAAAUCAGGAAUGGCUCCAGAGGUUGGUAUCGAAGCAGCAUUGAAGGCAGCUGCCCAGCAGGAUGAUGCAGAUGAAGUUUCAACACCAUCGUCUAGUUCUGCGUCCCCACCAUCAGUUGCCAAACCUGUUGUUCCCAUACGCCGACGCCGAUGCAAAGCUCCCCAGGUGAAUAUGGAUGAGUUGGAGACACAGCUGGAGGCAACCAUGGAUGCAAUGAUGGAAGCACGACAGGACGAACCGACGGAUGAUUCUAAGAGACAGGCCUUGAAGGAAACGAAGCCAAUUUCCGUCACACCACCUGAGAUGCCAGAUGUUCCUGACCACACCAUGGAGCUGAAGGAGAGUGAGACAGACACCGAUGCAUACAAGGCACAGUUGCUUCAACAGAAAGCGACCAGGGUUGAAUCGGCAAAGGCAUUGGUGAGCAAGGCCAACAGUGACAACAAAGUCAAGAAGACCCAGGUCAAGACUGGCAAGGGUCGGGGCCGGGGGAGGGGCCGGGGAAAGGCAGCCAAAGAGAUUUCGGAUGACCAGCCCCAAGAAGUAGCAGUACGUGAUGAUAAUGCUGGUGAUAAACCCGUACCUGAUGAUAUCGAUGUUUCUCAUCCGGGGGAAGCCAUCGAUGGAGAGAAGAGUGAUGAAGAGAAUGGAGGGGGUGAUGAUGGAAAAAAGGACAAGAAGACAUACAAGAGAAAGGUGUUCACACCCGAUGAGUUAGAUGCCAUGUGGCAGCAACGUGUUGAGGAGUUCAAGACUGCAGGCAUCAGCAUUCCGACCGACUUUGAUCCCAAGACCCGCAAAUCCUUCACCCUGUCGCCCCCGGAAGCUGCAGGGCAUUGUGGAACGCUGGGUAUUCUGUGGAGCAUCGACCAGGUGUACGUCAACAAGAUGAUCAAUUCGGAUCCAACGGUGAAGAAGAAUGCCAGGGAUAUAGACAUGCUGGAGCUCUUUAGCGGAGAAGGCACCUAUGGCAUUGAUUGUCGGAGCUUUGACAUCCUGAAGAACCCUAUGCACGACCUCACGGAGCCUCAAGGCUUUUUCAUAGCCCUCACCAAGGUCCUUCGGGUACGGCGCAAUGGAGUGAUAUGGGGAGGUAAUCCUUGCUCUAGUUGGAUUUGGAUUUCUGCACAUACUACGAAGAGACGGAGUUCCAUGGGGGUGAUGGGCGACGAGUCAGUUCCUUCAGUGGCCAUUGCAAAUUGCCUUGCGGCCAGAUUUGCACUCAUAGCUAUGGUAGCUGUCAUUCAAGGAUUAUGGUGGUGUGUGGAGCAGCCAAGCUCCAGUCUUCUCCCUGAAUGCCCAUAUAUGGCGCAUAUCAUGACCAACAUGAUGCCUGCGUUUUCCUGUCGAACCUGGCUUGGUGCUUUUCAACACUGGUGUGCUAAACCAACAUUGCUUUUUGGGUCGUGGCCGUCGUUGGGCGACUUAGUUGCUAAAAUGUCGAAGGAGCAAAUGCGAGCCUUGCAAUCAACUUCGUGUGGCAUGUAUAGCAAGGCAAAAAGGGCUGAUGGCUCAACACAAGCUGCUCAAGCAGCGAUAGCUCAGGGAGAACGUCGCCAGCAGCUCGUGUGCUCUGUGCUUGGUGUGUCUAAUGGGACUUCAUCUGGGGUCAAAAGGGACAGGAAAGAGAUGACCGUUACCACCUCUACGCAUGUGACGCCAGAUGUUCCAAAGAAGCACUGCGAAGGGGAUGUGACACCACGUGCAUUGAGCUUUGGGGAUGCUAUGUCUCCUCCUGAAUCCGAUCAUGUUGCAACAGCACCCAGUGCAGUUAGCAUCCCGCCCCAGCCAGAGCCUCCAGCGCCUCCAUCAGUUGAAGCACCUGUGACCUCGCCUCACCCUGCUGUGGCCACACCUGUGCCACCAAGCCCCGCCACAGGAGCCCCGGCUGUCAUGCGAUCCUCUGGUGAAACACCGCAUCCACUGGCAGAGCUUGCUGCACCACCUCCUCCAACCCCUGUGAGCCCACCUGAGCCAGCAAGCACCCCAGCAUCUGGUCCGAUUCCUCCCACACCAGCCACAGCAAAGGCAACUGGUACACCCAGCAACAACAUUGCACCAGGAGCCCAGCAGGUUGAGUUGGACCCUGAAGCAGAACGUGCACGAUACAUGAGGUUUACACGACGAUCGGUGUCCAAGAAGGCACCAGCCGAGAUUACGUUGAAGUUCCGUGAAGCCGCAAAGGCACCUCAACUAUAUGUAUGGGACCUUCACCAAGUACAUAAGGACCUUUACCCAAAAACAUAUGUACAUAAAUUCAAUCUCACUAGGGUGACCCUUUUGGGAGGUACCUACCACCAUCCUAUCACCAAUACGUAUAUUUUUCUGUUGCCAACUGGAGUGUGUACCAUGUGGAUGAUACAUCACAUAUGUGGUAGGAUACAAAACACAUAUGCGUCUAGGUAA
This is a messenger RNA of Cladocopium goreaui, 2796 nucleotides long. NCBI's taxonomy places the organism in Eukaryota, Dinophyceae, Suessiales, Symbiodiniaceae. The record is from the annotation of a GenBank genome assembly.